GGUGACGAGCGGCCGGAGAACAUGGAGUCGGGCAAGAUGGCGCCUCCCAAGAACGCGCCGAGAGACGCCUUGGUGAUGGCACAGAUCCUGAAGGACAUGGGAAUUACAGAGUACGAACCGAGAGUUAUAAACCAAAUGUUGGAAUUUGCUUUCCGAUAUGUGACUACAAUUCUGGAUGAUGCAAAAAUUUAUUCGAGCCAUGCUAAGAAACCUAAUGUCGAUGCAGAUGAUGUGAGACUGGCAAUCCAGUGUCGCGCUGAUCAAUCUUUUACCUCUCCUCCCCCAAGAGAUUUUUUACUGGAUAUCGCAAGGCAGAAAAAUCAAACUCCUUUACCUCUGAUUAAGCCAUAUGCAGGACCCAGACUGCCACCUGACAGAUACUGCUUAACAUCUCCAAACUAUAGGCUGAAGUGCUUCAUUAGAAAGGGACCUAAUCAAGGAAGACUAAUUCCACGGUUAAGUGUUGGUGCUGUUAGCAGCAGACCUACCACUCCUACUCUAGCAACCCCACAAACGGUGUCUGUCACAAAUAAAGUGGCACCUCCAGUGUCAGUGACAAGCCAAAGAUUUGCGGUGCAGAUUCCACCUUCUCAGUCCACACCUGCCAAACCAGUUCCUGCAACAACUGCAGUUCAGAAUGUUCUGAUUAAUCCUUCAAUGAUUGGACCUAAAAAUAUUCUUAUUACCGCCAACAUGGUUUCAUCACAGAACACGACUAAUGACUCAAACCCAUUGAAGAGAAAACAUGAAGAUGAUGAUGACAAUGAUACUAUGUAAGGAAAAUAGUCUAGAUACAUUUCAGAUGCCUAGUUGGUUUUGAGCCCAAGUACUGAACUAGAACAUUCUAGAUCUCCUCAAGUUUUAUCUCAGAAAACUUAAAGGUAGCUGCAGUAUUUUUCAUAUUCAUGUGAACUGUUAGAUUUCUUAAGUACGGUUGCCAGUGUUUUUUCAUUAGGCUUCAAAUAGAAAGAGUUAAGCACUCGUUUAAUAGUUUCACUUAUGUUGAGUCCUAGUAUGGCAAUUCUAUUUUUGGAAGCAGUUUUCUGCCAUGUAUCACUGACUGCAGCACUUACGGUUCAGUUUCUGCAGCCUGAUCAGUGAACUAAUUUUUAACAGCAUUUCUAAUCUACAUUCAAAUGCUACUUUUCUUUUGUAAGAUAAAAUAGUCACUUUUAUUGCCACCAACUUUUAUAAACAAUUCUCUCAUUUAGUGAACAUUUUUGGAGAGGAUGGA
This is a messenger RNA of Molossus molossus (Pallas's mastiff bat), 1234 nucleotides long. It is a transcript of the gene TAF9B, whose product is annotated as TATA-box binding protein associated factor 9b. Gene Ontology annotation, cellular component: transcription factor TFIID complex. Bases 22 to 777 code for a protein of 251 amino acids. The record is from RefSeq and is a predicted model, not a curated record. Gene Ontology annotation, biological process: DNA-templated transcription initiation. The transcript has 7 exons. Gene Ontology annotation, molecular function: protein heterodimerization activity; RNA polymerase II general transcription initiation factor activity. Lineage: Eukaryota; Metazoa; Chordata; Mammalia; Chiroptera; Molossidae.